Molecule: messenger RNA, 1503 nt
Organism: Paramecium octaurelia
Lineage: Eukaryota; Ciliophora; Oligohymenophorea; Peniculida; Parameciidae
Source: the annotation of a GenBank genome assembly
AUAUUAUGUAAGUAUAGAGAUAAGAACAUAGCAAGUUGGCAAUAAUAGGUAAUGUUGAUUCAGGCAAAUCAACGUUGGUUGGAGUGCUAACAAAGGGAAUUUUAGAUGAUGGAAGAGGAGGAGCGAGAGAGGUUUGAAUUUUAAUUUAUGCAGCGCGUCUUCAAUUACAAGCAUGAAAAGGAGAAUGGAAGGACAUCAUCAGUGGCAUAGGAAAUAAUGGGAUUCGAUGACAAUUUAAAGCAAGUGCUUCCUGAAAGAUUCAAUUAAAAUAAAAACAAAUAUUGGAGUCUCGUAGUUGAAAAGAGUAAGAAGAUAGUUACAUUUUUGGAUCUCUGUGGUCAUGAAAAAUAUUUAAAAACUACAAUAUUCGGUUUGGUGGCUAUGAUACCAGAUUAUUCUCUGAUUAUAGUCGGAGCCAAUAUGGGCGUAUCGAAAAUGACAAGAGAACAUUUGGGAGUGAGUUUAUUUUUGAAAAUCCCAUUUGCAAUAGUCUUAACAAAAAUUGAUAUAGCCCCUUAAAAUGUCUACAAUGAGACAAUCGAAAAUAUAAAAGGCUUGAUUCGAAGUCCAGCAAUAAAGAGAACAGCAGUAGUAUUCGAUGAAAAAACUGGAAUGGAUGAAAUCGAUAAAUGGGCAGCACUUAUGCACGGGAAUAAUGUUGUUCCAAUAUUUCAAGUCUCCAGUGUUACUGGAAUUGGAUUGCAAUAAUUGGCUCGUUUCAUAAGCAGAGUACCAAAUAGAGAUGAAAUAAAUAAAGCUUAUUAAACAGUGAAUGAUCCAUUUCAAUUUGACAUACAAGAGAAUUUUAAUGUUCCAGGAGUUGGUGUAGUUGUAAGUGGAAUAGUAAGAAGUGGAAAAGCAGGAUUGAAUCAACAUGCUUUGUUGGGACCAGAUAAAGGAAAAAGUAAAUAUUUCAUUUAUUGUAAUUUAUAGCAUUCAAACCAGUAACCAUCAAAUCUAUACACAUAAAUAGAGUAUCAGUUGAAUCGGCUUAGGUAGGAGAAUUCGCCUGUUUUGCUCUUAAGCCAUCUAAGGCUGGAGAUAAAUUAGACAGAGCUGAUUUCAGGAAGGGAAUGAUUUUAAUUGAUCCAGCUGUGAAACCUGAACCUGUUCUAGAAUUUGAAGUAUAGAGAAUUACAAUUACUUUAGGCCAACAUUCAUGUACUCCAUCAUCCAACAACUAUGAGUCAUGGAUAUUAAGCAGUUAUGCAUUGUGGUGUGAUUAGAUAGGCUGUGGAAAUGAAGAAAAUAUUCUAACAUGAAGUAUUAAGAACUGGGGAUGUAGACACAGUGAGGUAAGACAUUUCUUUAAUUUAAAGGUUACGAUUUCUUUAUGCUGCAGAGUAUCUUAAAACUGAAUAGAUUCUAGUGAUUAGAGAAGGAAGAACUAAAAUAUUUGGAUAUAUAUCUAAACUUAUCACAGAUAAACAAUUAGAGGAUGAAAAGAAAGUUCAAGGGAUGCCUUAAUAAUAAUAAUAAUAAUAAUAAAUAUAAUAAGUUUGA